Molecule: messenger RNA, 1076 nt
Organism: Fulmarus glacialis (Northern fulmar)
Lineage: Eukaryota; Metazoa; Chordata; Aves; Procellariiformes; Procellariidae
Gene: EEF1AKMT1
Product: N-6 adenine-specific DNA methyltransferase 2 (putative)
Exons: 4
Coding region: 2-649 (215 amino acids)
Biological process (GO): methylation
Molecular function (GO): nucleic acid binding; protein-lysine N-methyltransferase activity
Source: RefSeq, a predicted model, not a curated record
AAUGGAUGAUGAUGAUGAUGAUGAUGACAUUCCCCAGCUUUCAUCCCAUACGUUGGCUGCCCUCCAGGAGUUCUAUUUGGAACAGCAGGAGAGAGAGGGCAUGAAGACCUCCCAAGGGUUUAAUCAAUAUUCCAUUGGCUCAAUAGAAGAAGACUGGCAACUGAGCCAGUUUUGGUACAGCAAUGAAACUGCAUCAUGCCUGGCUAAUGAAGCAGUUGUGGCAGCUGGAAAAGGCGGCAGGAUAGCAUGUGUUAGUGCACCAAGUGUGUACCAGAAACUGAAAGAACAGGAUGGUAAAGAUUUUUCAGUGUGUAUACUGGAGUACGACAGAAGGUUUUCCGUAUAUGGAGAAGAAUUUGUCUUCUAUGAUUACAAUCACCCGUUGAACUUACCUGAAAAUCUCCUGCCACACAGUUUUGACAUCGUAAUAGCAGAUCCACCCUAUCUGUCUGAGGAAUGUCUUCAAAAAACGGCAAAGACCAUCAAAUACUUAACAAAAGGAAAGAUUCUGCUUUGCACAGGUGCAAUCAUGGAAGAACAGGCAGCAAAGCAUCUUGGUGUGAAGAUAUGCAAGUUUAUUCCAAAACACUCACGAAAUUUAGCCAAUGAAUUUCGAUGUUACGUGAACUAUGCUUCUGGACUGGACUGAUUCUCAUAAGAAGAUCUACAACUUUUUCAGUCAAGCUCCUUUCUGUUUUUUAUCAGUGACUCCACGUUUCUCAAUGCUGAAAUAUUCAGCUCCAAGUACUGUUUUCUGGGCUAGCUUUAAUCAACACGGUGUGAUAGCCUCUCUCUUUUAAACAUGUAAGCAUUUGCAGUUACUGUGUUUUGUAUCUUACCUGUUAGGUAAAUGGGGACCAAACAAUGCAGGUGCUGGAUAAUGGGAACUUCUCUGUUAGAGUUUCAUUCUAACUGGUAGUUUUCACCAUUCAAGGACUCUUCAGUGAUCUCUCUGCAGUAAUUUUAGCUGGUUGGCUUAUAACAACACAUAGGUGCUUGCCUCACAGACAUCAGAAUUGUCACUGCAUCAGAACUGGUGACUUGGUAGCUAGUGGAUGGUUGAAAAAGCAGGAAUA